Messenger RNA from Acipenser ruthenus (sterlet), 1509 nucleotides. RefSeq names its product telomeric repeat binding factor (NIMA-interacting) 1 (gene terf1). Bases 146 to 1282 code for a protein of 378 amino acids. The record is from RefSeq and is a predicted model, not a curated record. Gene Ontology annotation, cellular component: nucleus; chromosome, telomeric region. Gene Ontology annotation, biological process: telomere maintenance. The transcript has 10 exons. Gene Ontology annotation, molecular function: telomeric repeat DNA binding; protein homodimerization activity. Lineage: Eukaryota; Metazoa; Chordata; Actinopteri; Acipenseriformes; Acipenseridae.
UUCUCCCGAACUCUGUGUUAUCCCAUAACCCUGCGCGCAGCGUGACGGAAGUAAAGAGGGGGGUGGGGGUACAGUAACUUUAGCAGCGUCGGCUGAUCUCGAUUGGCGCGCGAUUCAUUUUGAAAAUAGAAAGUGUUACAGAAAAAUGGAGAUUGAAAAAGGCACUCAGGAGAAAGAGGAGUUUGUGGCUUUUAAAGAAGUAGCAAGUGUUGCCAGGGACUGGGUGGUGGAUUUUAUGUUUCGAUCUCUUUGUUAUUACUUCACAAACGACCAAUACAAGGAUUUUGCACACACGAGGGACGUCUUGCAAGCUAUAGGAUUAGAUUCCAGCCUCAAGUCUGAUCAAAAUAAGAAGUUUCAAGCAUGUCUCUUUCUGUCACGAAUUGUGGAAGGGAAAAAUUUGGAUUGCCAGUUUGAAGAAGAUGACAAAAUUACACCAUUAGAGUCUGCAUUGUCUCUCUGGAGUUUAAUGGAAAAUAAACCAGAGGGCAGAAAAGAGGGUCUAUAUGAAGAAAUCAGAAUGCUGAUAUUUGUUCAGGCUGUAGCAGUUUCAAUGGAAAAAGGCCAGUAUAAAAAAGCUUCCCAGGUCCUUGACAGGCUUUCUGAAAAACAUGCAAUGCAAGAGUCCUUAAAAAUGAAGCUAUCCCUCAUUGUUACCAAGAAGGACACGUAUCAUCAGUUUCUCAUGGCUUUCAGUUUUGACGCCUUGCUAAAGAAAGUCAAGAUAUUUAUAGAUUCUUUUUUAAAAGAUCACCCUUCAGACUUCCUCCUAAAGGCAGCAACAAAAGUGGUGAUGGUCUGUAAUGAAAAUGGAAUAGAAACGCAGCAGUCCAAAGAGAGUGAGGAAUGUAGAACCCCACCGCUGGAGAGCCAAAAACCUGAAAGCAACGAAGAAACACAACAGUCUACAUUGCCAAAAGCCACGGAUGAAAAUGGGCCUAAAAGAAAACUCUUUUCAAUGCAGGAAGCUAAUCCCUGGAAACCCAGAAGUACAAGAAAAGCAGUUGCCAAUAUUUCAUAUCAAUUAAAACGUAAGCAGUCAUCAUUGCCAGUGGUCUCAAAUGACAGAGAAUCCAAGAUAUGUCAAAGAGAACCAAGAAGAAAACAGCCAUGGUUAUGGGAAGAAGACAUGGAGCUGAAAGUGGGAGUGAAGCAGUUUGGGGAAGGACACUGGAGUAAGAUUCUGCAGCAUUACAACUUUAAGGGUCGUACUAGUGUCAUGCUUAAGGAUAGGUGGAGAACAAUGAAGAAGCUGGACUUGGUCAUUGCUGAAAGUGAAUGACUUUAGGUGAACAAUUCAGACUUUCCAUUUCAGUGUUAUUUUUAAUACCAUUGCAAAAAAAAUGAGUUUUUACUCCAUUGAAUACAAAUAAUAGAAACCUAAAACUGAGAUUCUUGCUGUUUGUGUGGAGAAAGGCAGAGUUCUGCACUUCAGUAAGAAUGAUAAUUACUGCCAGUUAUAACUUGCUUGAAUAUAGUGUGUGUGUCAUAUAUAUAUAUAUAUAUAUA